AAAGAAGGAAAGAGAAGAGGAGAGAGGAGAAGAGGGGAGAGGAGAAGAGAAAAGAAGAGAGAAGAGGAGAGGGCAGGCCUCUGCAGCCAUGUCCAACCUCCGGAUGACUCUGCUUUGCGUCCUCACCGUCCUGGAUCCGGUGAGCGGCCAGAAAGGUCUGGGUCCCCUGCAGCCUUGGAUACAGGGUCUGAUCGCGGUGGUUGUGUUCCUGGCACUCGUGGGCAUCGCCUUUGCCGUCAACAAGUUCUGGUGCCAGGAAGAACCGGCCCCUGAGGACCUGACUAUGGCCGUGGGGGACCAGAAGGAAGGCAGCUUGGCCGGCACGAAGGGGCGCUAUGUGUCCACUGCGGCUAACUUCAGAUCCUGGGAGCAUGCCAAUGCCUACGAAAACACCCCUGGGGCUGAGGAAAAGAUUCGCAGCACGCCCAUGUAGCCCCCUCUUCCCUGCCCCGCACUGACUGGGAUCGGGGACCCCCCUCCCCCCCACUGGCUGGGAUUGGGUCCUCCCUCCCCACGCUGCCUCCUCUGACUCCAGGUGUGGUCACCCGGGACAGGGACGAGGGUUCGUCCCCUGCUGUUACCCCCCAACCCCUACACCCCCCAUUCUUCCAGGUCAGAAAGCUUACUAAGAGAAACACUUCCUACAGUAGUUCCUUUCAGAAAAGUCCCUCACUUCCCUCUCACAGCUUUUAUUUCUGUGAAAUAAAUACUUUUUUACCUCACAAA
Ornithorhynchus anatinus (platypus) is the source of this 726-nucleotide messenger RNA. It is a transcript of the gene PDZK1IP1, whose product is annotated as PDZK1 interacting protein 1. Lineage: Eukaryota; Metazoa; Chordata; Mammalia; Monotremata; Ornithorhynchidae. The record is from RefSeq and is a predicted model, not a curated record. Bases 89 to 433 code for a protein of 114 amino acids. The transcript has 4 exons.